This is a messenger RNA of Anopheles aquasalis, 2434 nucleotides long. RefSeq names its product conserved oligomeric Golgi complex subunit 2 (gene Cog2). The record is from RefSeq and is a predicted model, not a curated record. Gene Ontology annotation, cellular component: COG complex; membrane. Gene Ontology annotation, biological process: protein transport; intra-Golgi vesicle-mediated transport; Golgi organization. NCBI's taxonomy places the organism in Eukaryota, Metazoa, Arthropoda, Insecta, Diptera, Culicidae.
UCACGACGGUCGCUGGCUUCUCGCUAAAAUCUUUUAAUUUUUUGUUAAAAAUGCAGUGAAAUCGCUGAAUAAUAUCGGCACAGCAUCGGUGUUCCAUUGUGUGAGCAGGCUUUAGUGUUAAUCCGAUCACCGGCACCCGCCAGGAUGGAGGAAAAGGGAACCGCACCAGGUGGUAACGAGCUGUUCAGCUUACCGCCCGGACCCGCAACGUUAUGUUUCGACAAAAACGAAUUCAUGAAGAAAACCUUCUCCGUCGACGAGUUCCUGCACGAGAACCGGAACGCGGGCAGCCUGGAGAUCAUCCGCGAUGAUCUCGGUCUGUACCUGAAGGUUUUGCGAUCGGCCAUGAUCGAGCUGAUCAAUCAGGAUUACGCGGAUUUCGUCGAUCUGUCCGCCAAUCUGAUCGGACUGGAUGAGCAGAUCGAUGGUAUUCAGGGACCGCUGGAGAAACUACGGGCCGAGAUCGCUCUCGUCAAAGCUGCCCUCGAAGGCAGCAUGCACGAGAUUGCCAACUGUCUCGAGCAGAAGAAAGCCCUUCGUGGUCACAAAAAAUCACUCCAAAGUCUGGCCCGAUGUCAGGCAUCGUUAGAGAAGCUUGAGACGAUGCUACGGAGAGACCAGCAGGACACCGUAGCGGUGACCAUCAACGCAACCCUUCUCGAGCGUGCCGCACUCGAAUCGAUCCAGUUACAGUUUAACAUAAAGUUCUGUAAAGAUUUCCUCGAUCCAGCCAAACAGCAGCUGGCCCAGGAACUGUGGAAUGAGCUGUUGGGACGGCUGCAGGAAUACUUCCUCCGGGCGCUGGAUGAUCCGGAACCGAAGGAGCUCGAACGUUGCCUUCGCAUUUACUGCACACUGGACGAGUGUCGUACGGCGGAGACCGUAUUUCGGUGCGAGAUCGUGGCACCGUUCAUGAAUCGGGUCAUCUCCGAGACGAGCCUCCAGAACUCACCCCAAGGUCUGACCGGGAUCUACAAUCAGAUACUGGACUUUGUGUCGAUGCGCAUGAAGCACCUGUGCCAGCUCACGAAACGGAACGGCAAAGUGAAGGGCUACAGCUUCGUAGUGAAUGCCUUUUGGGCGGAAGUGGAGCGCCGCAUGGAGACGAACAUGUCGUCGAUCUUUGCGCCCGGCAAUCCCGAUGCGUUCUAUCAGAAGUACAAGUGUACGCUCGAGUUUCUCGAGCGGAUCGAGCUCAUCCUGGACGAUGCGGAUGAUGUGGCCCAGUUCAAGGCACACGCCCAGUACCGUAGCUUCCAGGUGCGCUGGAAUUUGCCGGUUUACUUUCAGAUUCGUUUUCAGGAGAUUGGCUCCACGUUCGAAGCGAGCUGUAGUGGUUCGAUCAUCGAUCGACAGCAGAUCACCAAUGCGACCAUUUCCGCGUCCCAGUUCAAUGUGGCACAGUUUUCCGGCGCACUGACCGCCAUUUCCCGUUGCUGGCAGGAGGGUAUCUUCCUUUCUCAGCUAUUCCAUCGUUUCCUUAAGCUAACGCUGCAGAUUCUUGCCCGGUUAACGGUAUGGUGUGAUGGUGCGAUCGUAGCCAAGAUCGACGAUCCGUCGAUCACCGGUGAACAAGCACAAUCCAUUCGGAUACGCUUCCUCGUCGCGCUCUACUCCGAUCUGGGCAAUAUCGCCCUGAAGAUCCCUUCGAUCGUGAACCUUGCAGCAGAUAAAAGCUCCUCCCCGGGAGUGUCUCGGUCGGAACUGGAAGUAGCUCUCGGCGAAUGUGGCACCCUGUUCCGUACGAAACAAACACACGUUCAACGGUCGAUCGUACAGGAGCUUAUAGCGAGCAGUUUGGUGGCGCUCAAGCAGGCCAGCGACAUUCCACGAUUGUACCGGAAAACGAAUCGUGAACUGCCGAGCCGCUGCUGUCCGUACGUGGAGCAGGUACUCGCACCAACGGACAGCUUUAAGCGAUCGUAUGCCUCGAUGAUCGUUGGUGAUGCGAUGCGAGAGUUUCUCUGUAGCGUCUACAGUCACGUCACUGUGCAAUACUACCUGGUGAUCGAUGAGGUGAUCACGUCCGUGCAGAAAACGGAAGAAUCGUUGCGACGCUUGAAGAAUCUACGUGAUCGGAAUACGGGAAGUGGCACUGGUGGACAACAGCCCGUGCCCAGUAGUACGGCACCGACCGAUGACGAUAAGAUCCGUCUACAGCUGCAGGUUGAUGUGAUGCACUUUGCGCGCUACAUCAAAGAGGAAGCCCAAAUUCCUUGGCAGCAGGUCGACAAGCUACCGGAACUGAUUCAACUCGUCGAAGAAGCCAUCAAGGGACGUCCGGGAUUGGAAGCAAGUCAAACCAGUGCAUAAAGCGGGAAGCAUCGUUGCCAGCAAAAACCAAAAACCCGCCACAGCGGCCCUUUUUCGGUCAUUUCCAGUUGUUGCUUGAUAGAAAACGAUAAGGUUGGCGUAAAUAAAUUAUUGGAAAACA